Molecule: messenger RNA, 1137 nt
Organism: Helianthus annuus (common sunflower)
Lineage: Eukaryota; Viridiplantae; Streptophyta; Magnoliopsida; Asterales; Asteraceae
Exons: 2
Coding region: 1-1137 (378 amino acids)
Source: RefSeq, a predicted model, not a curated record
AUGGAUUCUUCAAGUUCAAGCGAUUCGUAUGAUAGAUUUGUUUUGUCAUCCUCAUCCGACGACGGAGCGGAAAUAUUAUUAUCAACAGUGGCGACGGUCGUGAAAGCUAUUGUUGAAGAUUCAGAUGAGGGGACUUCCCAACCCCAACCCAAACCCAAACGGAGGAAGUACAUAGUUCGUGAACGCGAAACCACAAACGAUUUGCUGGUAAGAGAUUAUUUCUCACCCGAACCAACGUAUGAUGAAAACAUGUUUAAGCGUCGUUUUCGUAUGAGUAAAAAUUUAUUUUUAAGAAUAUCAAAGGAUUUAGAGGAUAAUUAUCCUUAUUUCCAACAAAGACCCGAUGCGCAUGGUAAGAUUGGAUUUACCACGUGGCAAAAGGUCACAGCCGCCCUAAGACAAUUGGCUUACGACAAUAGUUCUGACAUAAUGGACGACUAUGUAAAAAUGUCGGCACGAGUGGCUAGGGAAAGUCUUCACAAUUUUUGUGCGUAUAUCAUUGAACUAUAUAUGAAAAGAUACUUGAGAAAACCGACGUUUAGUGAUAUGCAACAACUUUUGGAACAUCACGCUGAAUAUCAUGGUCUCCCCGGGAUGAUAGGCUCUCUCACAAGCGGAUAUCAUGGAAUGCCGACUAUGAUGCUUGAAGCUGUUGCAUCACAAGAUCUUUGGAUCUGGCAUUCAUUCUUUGGUAUGCCAAGUUUACAUAACUAUAUAAACAUUAUACAUCACUCGCCCCUUUUCAAUGAUCUAGUAAAUGGUGUUGGACCAAAAGGAACAUUUAUUGUAAAUGGUGAAUACAAGUAUGGGUACUAUCUUGUUGAUAGAAUUUACCCUGAGUGGGCUGUUUUUGUGAAAUCAUUUUCAAGAGAGGGAACCCUAGAUCCUAAAAGAAUAAAGUUUAACAAAGUUCAGAUGGCGGCACACAAAAACGUUGAGCGAGCAUUUGGUGUUUUGCAGAAAAAGUGGCGCAUUUUGAGCAUGCCUUGUAGAUUGUAUGAAAAAGAUCAAAUAAGAAACGUGAUGUACGCGUGCAUCAUUCUACACAACAUGAUUUUAGAGGAUGAAGGGCGUGCAAUAGUUGAAUAUUAUGGCGAGGAGACCGCAUCAAAUAACGAAGACAUUAGUAACGAAUAG